Messenger RNA from Amborella trichopoda, 1941 nucleotides. The record is from RefSeq and is a predicted model, not a curated record. NCBI's taxonomy places the organism in Eukaryota, Viridiplantae, Streptophyta, Magnoliopsida, Amborellales, Amborellaceae.
AUGAGGCUUGGUAUAGGGCAUUGCGCAGAUGUGGCUAAAUUGGAGGGUCAGCUUGCUGUUGCAAAUCGUGCCGUUGCUUUGCAGCAGAAAUCUCUUAAGGAGCUAAAUGAGGAGUUGUCUGUGACCAAGUUUUGCAUUGAGAAAUUUGAGGCUGCCGGAGAUGCUAUUCUUAAAGAGAAAAUCAGCAUACAACAAGUGCUUCAAAGAAAAAUUGAAGAACUUUCAAAAUCGACUUCUGAGUGCUCUAGGUUACAGGAGAGGAGUCUAGCUUUGGUCAAAGAGCUUGUAUCAUACAAAUUGGUGUCAGAUUUGGAUUUAGAUGAAGAGGACGUAUUGAGGCUUGCAUUGAUCGGCCAUGGGUCAAACAGCAAUGAUAUCAUUGAAACUCUCAAUAGAUCUCUUGUUCUUCGCAAUAAGAGAUAUAAAGAGUUGAUGGCCCAAUGCAACUUGCUGGGACGGGAAGAGAGUCAUUCACUUCAAAAGCUUCAGAAGGCUAUUGAAAAGAUUAACAAGCUGAAGGGAAGAGUACAAGUAGAGAGAGUUCUUGAAGAGAAAGAAAACAAAGCAUUACGGUCCCUGACGAUCUUCAAAUGUGUAGAGAAUGGUGCUUAUCUGAGCAGGUUUGAGCUGAAUUCAGUGAAAACAAUUGCUCCUGGUGGUUUAUCAACUAAAAAGGAAGAGAAAUCCAUCAAACCCAUCUCAAUUGACGUCGAAUCUGAUGCUUCUUUCAUCAUAGAUGACCAUGGGGGGAAUCCUUCUACAGUGCCUGAGACUCCAAGCACUGGCUUGGAACCUCAAAUUCAAGCACAUAUUUGCAAGGAAACUGAGGCCCACAAAACUAAUUUGUAAGGACCAUUGACAAAAAAUGUGCCCCCCAAAUCAGGGAAUGUAAAGGUGGUUGAGAAUAAGAGAGAUGGAGCAGUUAACAGGCCACUUGAUACAAGCAUGCAGGAAUCACUUUUUGCUGAAAGCUUAGAAAAUAUAUCUUCCUUCAUUCCCAUUAAGAAGGAACCUUCAGUUGUCCAUAUUGAUUCGAUUUCAACUCCUGGUAGUCUUUCUUUGAGUUACAGGAACUGCAGUCUUUUGCAAAUGCAUUUUAGUUAUUAUAAAAGCUAAUAAACAGAUUCUUUUUUCCAUUUCUUGACAUUCAAAUCCUGUAUUUAGGAAUUUUUCAAGGAAUUCUACAGGAUAUUUUCACAAUUUUUAGUUUUUCUUAGAAAUUCUCAAGAAAACUUGGGAGUAAGUUUAAAAAGGAAAAUUUGUCACUAAGGAAACUAGAAAAUAUAUGAAAUGAAAUCACUGUUAUAAAAUUCAUUUAAUGGAGAGGUGAGUUAAUUUGCAGGAUUUAUUAGCUUGAUGGCAUCAAGCAUGAGAGCUAGUGCAAAGUGGUGCAGGCCAGCUUAAAGUGAGACAUGUUCAUCUGGAUCAUCAAUUCCAAGACAUGGGGUCAGUGGUGAUCUAGUAGCUGUUGGAUCAGAUGGCAGGGUUGGAAGGAUCAAAGUAUUAAGAUCCCAGAACAGCUUCUUUGAUGUGGGGCAUGAGGGGUCAUUGUGGGAAAAGGUUCCCAAGAGGUGCAAGAUUGGUGCCAAGCAAAGCAAUUACAAUAACAACAAUAACCGUAAUCAGUCUCGUGGCUGGCUCCAAAUUGAGCAUUAUUUUCAAAGAUGAGCGCGAUGAUGGAAGGCUGCAUGUGUAUGCAUGAUCUUUUUGUAAAUGUAAAUUUGUUAUUUUGAAUUGGAGAUGCCCAUUUGUAAAUGGGUUGCCAGCAAGCAAACCAAUUUAUUCAUUUUGCUAUGCUAAUGGAUAGCAUGCUAAUCAACUGUGGCUCUCUUAACAGUGUACACAACGGAUAAUGGAAAUCCAAGAUUGGCACCAUGCUGCCGUAAGGAAUGCCCAUGCAACUUGUAUGUUUGUAUAAGUUUAUUGAUAGAGAGAUUCUUU